Messenger RNA from Rubroshorea leprosula, 633 nucleotides. Lineage: Eukaryota; Viridiplantae; Streptophyta; Magnoliopsida; Malvales; Dipterocarpaceae. The record is from the annotation of a GenBank genome assembly.
AUUUUGUCAAAUUUGGAAAAGAAUCUACCAAUUGAAACGAAGAAAUUCCACCAAAUGGAAGUCAAUCCAGGGAAUUGUGAUGUUCAACAAAAUAUUUAGAUUUUCAGACAUAGACAACAUCGUCAGAUCGCCGUCGUUUACCGGAACCGGUCAAGUCCUCGUUAUCAUUUGCAGCCUAUAUAAAUUCACUCGCACCGAAAUCUCAGAUUACCCUUGUCCAUCUCACAGCGAAAUCUGAUUCCUUUUUCCAGCUUCGAGUUCGGUUCGGAUACGAUGUGCUACGAGGUUAAGUGCUCGACGUGCGGAAAGACUACCUGGGGUGGCUGCGGAAGGCACGUUCCUUCCGUUUACAAGCGCAUACCGGAAGGCCAGCACUGUCUCUGCCGUGAUUGGCCCGGCGUCACCGGCGUCACCGGCGUCACUGGCGACGCCCCUCCUCAGCCCUCCAGUUUUUGUUCUAUUCUGUAAUAUAGUCGUUGUCUUGUUGUUUCUUUAUUACUAUCAAUAAUCUGCGAUGUAGUGAUUGUCCUGUAGUUGCUUUGUUCCUACCAGUAAUACUGUUCCUUUGCUAUAAAUUAAAAAAUAUUUCUGUAACUGCUUGAAAUGUCUGAACAAGAAAUUAUUAGUAUAAUA